AUGCCCAGAUUGCACCAUGAGUUUUUAUACCCUGAAGAAACAGAUAAGGCCUACACCACAAAGUCGUUGGUUGAUGCAUUUCAAGAGUAUACAAGCCAUGCUAAACGAAUCCGGAAUCGGUAUAACUCUAAAGAUAACGGAAUGAACAUAUUGGUGGGGUUCGAAGUAGAGGGCAUUGAUUUAGAGCAUAUAAUGUAUGCCAAAGAGCUCUUUGAAAGUGGCAACUAUGAUAUGGUGGUUGGCUCUGUACAUCAUGUCAAUGGGGUACCUAUAGAUUAUACUACCGAGAUUUGGAAUGAAGCAGUGGCCAAAACUCACAAUCAAACAGUCCGUCAAUUGUAUAGUGAUUACUUUGAACUUCAGUAUACGAUGAUAUCAACACUACACCCCCUGGUUAUAGGACAUUUUGAUUUGAUCUCAUUAUUCAUGCCUCUAGAUGAUAUCGACCCGACUACAAAUAAGAAGUUGGCUGACGUACAUAUCGAAUCUGAUUGGCCAGAUGUAUGGACUAAGAUAGAACGGAACAUACAGGCCGUUACGGAAUACGGAGGACUUUUUGAAUUGAAUUCUGCGGCUGUUAGGAAAGGUUGGGCUACUCCUUAUCCCCGAGAACCUAUAGCCAGAGCCAUUGUGAGCCACGGAGGUCGUUUCUGUCUCUCGGAUGAUUGUCAUGCCAUUAAACAAGUGGGUAUGAACUUUCACGUGACUUGGAAGUAUGUUAGAGAUAUCUUGAAGUUAUCUUCAAUAUACCAUUUACAAAUUGAUUCACUGGGGAAAGUAAGUGUCCUAGAAGAUAGCGUUAGCGACUUGGACCAAUCAGAGUUCUGGAAACAAUACCAAUAG
Molecule: messenger RNA, 843 nt
Organism: Lizanozyma spartinae
Lineage: Eukaryota; Fungi; Ascomycota; Pichiomycetes; Serinales; Debaryomycetaceae
Gene: HIS2
Product: histidinol-phosphatase
Exons: 1
Coding region: 1-843 (280 amino acids)
Biological process (GO): L-histidine biosynthetic process
Cellular component (GO): cytoplasm
Molecular function (GO): histidinol-phosphatase activity
Source: RefSeq, a predicted model, not a curated record